Molecule: messenger RNA, 462 nt
Organism: Polypterus senegalus (gray bichir)
Lineage: Eukaryota; Metazoa; Chordata; Cladistia; Polypteriformes; Polypteridae
Gene: uqcr11
Product: cytochrome b-c1 complex subunit 10
Exons: 3
Coding region: 81-251 (56 amino acids)
Biological process (GO): mitochondrial electron transport, ubiquinol to cytochrome c
Cellular component (GO): mitochondrial inner membrane
Source: RefSeq, a predicted model, not a curated record
UCGGAGCCUAGACGGGCACCCUAGAGGCCCUCGAACGCCAUUAAAGUUAACGAGAGGUCGGUCGGCUUAAGGACGUAAAGAUGUUUAGUAAAGCGAUUGGUCCGCGAUACGCUCAGUUGCUCCGAUUGUGGUUUCCCACAUUGGGCACCUGGGGCACAGUGGGUGCUGUUGGACUGGUCUAUGCCACUGACUGGAGGCUAAUUCUGGACUAUGUGCCCUACAUCAAUGGCAAAUUCAAGAAAGAUGAGUAGGCCAAGAACCUGAUUGGUGGCCCAUCCUUUGGGGAAGAAGACCAUGAACUUGUUGCUGCUGUGAAUGGGAUGGUUGCUUGCUUUUCAUUUGGAAGAAGAAUCCUGCACAAAGUUCCAUCCAUGUCUGAUUGUGAAUAUUGUUUAGAGAAAUAAAUUGAUCCGCUAUGGACUUUACUGUCUGCGCUAAUAAAGACCGACUUGUCCAAGGCAA